AAACUCUGUGGGGACGUGACAUCCGGUAAUAAUAAGUACAGCAAAGAAGAUGCUUGUAGUGUAAACAGCACAGAAGGUAGUUAAGCAGUGGUUGGUCUAACAUCAAGGGAAGAUAUGAGGGCAAUAGGGCUGCGUCAACGCUGGACGUACAUCCUGAUCUUCCUGCUGUCGACGAUCAUCCCAGUACUCUUGUAUACAGUGAUUAGAAAUGAGCUGCGGAGCAGGUCAAGCAAAAACACCAACAGCGUUUCCAGACUUGAAGGCACCUGGAAUCCAUAUAAGCAAAAGCCACAACAUCUAGAACCAAUCAAAUAUUGCAGGGCGAAAUCCGUUAGCAAGUUAUUGAAGCUCUAUAGUCAGAAGUGGAAGAAGCAAGUGGAUAAUUUAUCCCAAUUCAGGUCUCUGCUGAACAAGAAGUGCAAUGGAACCUUCAAGGCUGUAGUCACGCAGGUCAAUACACUGCUGUACGAUGGCGACCGGAAGAGAUCUACCAAGGUGACCUCUAAGCUGUUCAGCACCUUCGUAAAGGAUUCACCGUUUGUAAAUAAGACAUUCAAGACGUGUUCGGUGGUGGGAAACGGUGGUGUCCUGGUCAACAGCACCUGUGGAGAGGAGAUCGACUCGGCCCAGUUUGUCAUCAGGUGUAACCUCGGCACCCUGGACACUGGCUAUGACAAACACGUUGGCAAGAAGACUAACCUCAUUUCAUCCAAUCCCAGCAUCCUCACUGAGCAUUAUGGAGCCCUGACAGACUAUCGGCGCCCAUUUGUGAACAGGCUAGACCCCUACAAAGACGCUCUGCUGCUACUGCCUACCUUCUCCUACCGGCGAAACACGGCCAUCUCCCUGCGAGCCUACUACACCCUGAAUGACUUUGACAGCUCGAUUCGGGCCGUCUUCUACAAUCCCGAGUACCUGCGGAAUUUGGCAGAGUUCUGGCGGGGGCGGGGCCUGAAGGCGAUACAGCUGAGCACAGGGAUCACGAUGGUCAGCCUGGCAGUGGAGAUGUGCGACGAGGUCCAAGUUUACGGAUUCUGGCCCUUUCCCGUGCACCCAAACGACUGCCAGCCAAUCACCAACCAAUACUAUGACAACAGGCCACGGAGGAGGAAAUUCCCCGCCAUGCCUGAUGAGUUUCGCCAACUGCUGCGCCUUCAUAACAUGGGUGUGCUCAAACUUCACCUGGGAAGAUGUAUACCAGGAGGCGAAUAGAGUUGGGCUACAUUCCAGAAAACAUCUAACAAACAAGUAGCUUUAUUACUUGGCGUACAACUGUAGCCUUACCGGUCAACCCCAUUUACCACUUGUCAAGCACAGAAUCAUGGUGUUACUGUACAUGCAUACCACUAAAAUUCGGUAAACCGGGAAAUAGGAAGUGCAGCAGCUAGUUCAUUGCAAAUGGUUAAUGAAAAGAUUUUAAACCACGAUGUUUUCACUGCACUCCAUAAACCUCAUGAGAGGUAAGUAUAUUUCCUUCUCUACAGAAUAGUGAGAUUGUGUAUAAUUUAUUUGCGUGCUGGAUCACAGUUAAUAUUGUGUCAUGUGUUCUUUUUUUACUCGCUAAAAUAAACGUUGAAGGUCUGAUAUGGAUACAUGAGACACAGACGCCGAACUGCAAGAUGCGCACGGUGGAAGAUUCACACGCGCUAAAUACACACGUGAGGUUCGGACCGGGUACACACAAGACACGGCUAAACACAGGCGCGACAAUAGGGAAAUGCAACCAUUAACAUUAACAACGAUACAAUAUAAGGGUUAAGGACUGUUAAUGAAGAGCGUGAUUUCCCCGGCAAGCAGGUCUCCAUGUCUCUCUCUG
This is a messenger RNA of Brienomyrus brachyistius, 1816 nucleotides long. RefSeq names its product alpha-2,8-sialyltransferase 8E-like. Gene Ontology annotation, molecular function: alpha-N-acetylneuraminate alpha-2,8-sialyltransferase activity. Gene Ontology annotation, biological process: N-glycan processing; oligosaccharide metabolic process. The record is from RefSeq and is a predicted model, not a curated record. NCBI's taxonomy places the organism in Eukaryota, Metazoa, Chordata, Actinopteri, Osteoglossiformes, Mormyridae.